This is a messenger RNA of Fraxinus pennsylvanica, 951 nucleotides long. Lineage: Eukaryota; Viridiplantae; Streptophyta; Magnoliopsida; Lamiales; Oleaceae. The record is from the annotation of a GenBank genome assembly.
AUGGCAGCAAUUCCACAAGUCAGUUUGAUCAGUUGUGAAAAGCCGAUGCCGGUGAUCGGCAUGGGUACUUCUUCGUAUCCUCCGGCCGACUUCGAGACCGCCAAAACAGCUAUAUUAGAAGCCAUCAAAGCAGGGUAUCGCCACUUCGACACGGCCUUCGCUUACGGGUCGGAGAAGCCCCUCGGCGAAGCCAUUGCCGAAGCUCUACGUCUCGGUCUCAUCCAAUCACGCGACGAGCUCUUUAUCACAACCAAAUUAUGGUGCAGCUUCGCUCAACGAGACCAAAUUGUUCCUACCUGUAAAAUGAGCCUCCAGAACCUUAAAUUGGACUAUGUUGACUUGUACUUGAUACACAUGCCACUGAGGUUGAGUCAAAUGAUACAGAAGACACCAGUUGAUGAAGAAAUCAUACAUCCUUUGGAUGUGAAGGGAGUUUGGGAAGGCAUGGAAGAGUGUCAAAAAUUGGGUCUCACAAAGGCCAUUGGUGUCAGUAAUUUCUCUCGCCAGAAGCUAGAGGAGGUACUUUCCAUUGCCAAAAUUCCUCCUGCAGUCAAUCAAGUUGAGCUCAAUCCGGUGUGGCAGCAAAAACAACUAAGAGAGUUCUGUAAGGCAAAGGGUAUUCAUAUAACUGCUUACUCUCCUCUUGGUGCAAACAAUACUAAAUGGGGAGACAACAGAAUUAUCGAAAGCGAUGUGCUAGCAGAUAUUGCCAAGGCUCGAGGAAAGACGACCGCACAGGUAGCCCUGAGGUGGGUUUAUGAGCAAGAAGUGAGUUUGGUGACAAAGAGCUUCAACAAGGAGAGAAUGAAAGAGAAUUUACAAAUAUUUGAUUGGUCUCUGAGUGAGGAAGAGUUGGAUAAAAUCAGCAAAUUGCCACAACGUAAAGGAGUUACUUUGGCCUCUAUUCUUGGACCCCAUGAUUUUGUGCUACAGUUGGAUGCAGAACUCUAA